Salvelinus fontinalis (brook trout) is the source of this 13397-nucleotide messenger RNA. RefSeq names its product zinc finger protein 609-like. Gene Ontology annotation, biological process: regulation of transcription by RNA polymerase II. Bases 4397 to 7966 code for a protein of 1189 amino acids. The transcript is spliced from 8 exons. The record is from RefSeq and is a predicted model, not a curated record. NCBI's taxonomy places the organism in Eukaryota, Metazoa, Chordata, Actinopteri, Salmoniformes, Salmonidae. Gene Ontology annotation, cellular component: nucleus.
AACGCGUCUACCAUUUUGUGUGUGUGGUGAACGCGUCUACCAUUUUGUGUGUGGUGAACGCGUCUACCAUUUUGUGUGUGGUGAACGCGUCUACCAUUUUGUGUGUGGUGAACGCGUCUACCAUUUUGUGUGUGUGGUGCACACGUCUACCAUUUUGUGUAGCCGUUAGCGAUGAUGCUAGCUAAUGAAAACAUCCUCUGGUAAAUGUAAAAGGUUUUACCAAACGUUGCCUCCAAACUUUAGGAUAUAAUUGCAGACUUUACAGAUGCUCUCUAUGCUUACCUGGCAGAAUUGUAUUCUGAUUAUUUUCAGCGGUCCAUUGGGUUUAUGAGUUAACUUUACCAUCACAUCUGACCUACAGAAACACAGCUAAACAGCCUCUUCCUAGGUAUACAUUUCAGUUACAGGGUAUAACUACACCCAUUCAGGCAACAACAAAUAAAUCUAAAGCAUUUUCUUGGGCCCUGGAGUAGGCAAGAUGAAACAUCUUGAAUGCCUGGGCAGGCUUAGUCAAAUGGGAGAAGUAGGCUAACUUUCCUCUCUUCAGACUCCCACGUGAGACAUCUUCAUUUGUCAUGUUCAGUGCCCUUUUUAAGAUGGAAAGUAGCCUUUCCUAGGCCACGGAAAACAAGCUAUAAUGCUGCCCCCACCGCAAUCUCUUUUCAGGGAGUCUACAACCCCCUUAUUGUGGUGGGGGCAGGUUCUCUACCUCUUCUUUGUUGUGCAACACAGUUCUGUCCUAAAUGGGAUUCGUUGAAGUGGAUGCCAGUCUUGAAGUUGAGUGUUUGUGACUUCCUUUUGAAACGGGGUGGCGGAUAAUUGAAAACACAGGCGGAAAGUGCAGGGCCUGUGCCAAGUUUUUUUUCUUCUUCUGGUGAGCUGCUCUUGUCAACGGAGCCGUAGUCCAAUCAGGAGCGAACCAACACAGUCAGCCAGAUGCUCUGCAUGACACAUGGAUCACGUCCAUAGCUGUGAUUCUUUCAGCAUUUCGUCUUCUCUUUAUACGUCAGCCCAUUUCGGUCAAAGUUAGGUUUGAGUUUUUAAGUUUACCAGAUAAAAACAAUUGCUAGCCUCAGUCUGCUCUUGUAGCUUAAAGUUGUUUAUUGGCUGAUGAAAUCCAACCGAUGCCAAGACCUCUAUCUUUGAAGGAAGAAAGGGAGAAACGGCAGAGACUAGCUCUCUGCCCCAAGGAGGUCUUUGCUUGGUUUAUACCAGUUUCUUUCUUUUUUUUUGUCUGUUUGAAAAUGAGUUUGGCCGUGCAGCACCUACAGAUCCUGCCAAGAAAAACUAUUUAAAUUCUUCCCUCAUCCAGCUGACUGAGCAGGCUGCAGGGAAGUUGUGAUGUCUGCUCUGCUCUGUGAUCACUCUUCAAGUCUCACUUUUCAUUAUAAUCUUUAUGCAUAGCCCCUAAAGUCUCAUCUUUUAAGACUCACCACCGCUGUAGGUGUUUUAACUAUGAGAAAUAAGGUCUUCUGAUUUAAUCGUCUCACUACUUAUAUUGAUCUUGCUGGAGCGUUUUAUAAGAUAUCUUAGUCAGUCUUUUUUAUUUAUUUUGACAAAAAUCUGAAUACACACCACAUAGCAACACAAAAUGUCCACAUAAAACCCUUUGGAAGCCAUCUUGGGGGGAAAAGGCCAAGAGGAGUGCACCGAGGGUAAGCAGCCACGAGUGCAGUGUGUAUUAUCUAGUCAUUUUGCUGCAUUAUGUCUGUCCGCUGCUUUGGUCAGAGUGGAAUUUCCCGGCCCAGAGUUUACUCUGGUAGAUGUUCAGCUAUUUGAACUGUCUGAGCAAGAGGUGAGUUUUGUUAGGUGGAGUGUAAACUCGUGAAACGUCGGUCGGCCGUCGCUGGGGCUGUGUUUUUGGCCCGGCCCCAGCUUCUGCAGUGUUGUUCCUGCCGCUGGGACGUUUGAAGCACCCCUUCCCCGCGGGGCUCCAGGAAAACACUCCACACUAGUUGUUUCCCACAUGUCUGCUCCUCUGUCUCCACUCGACAGGACAGCACAAUGUCUGGGGCUUCACAGGGGUGAAGGGAAGAAAGCAUGGGCAAUGCUUAGCUAUAUAUCUUGUGGAAAACAAGGUAGCCUUGACUCUGCUAUUAACUGGUCGUGUCAACAGUAGAAAGACGUCACCAUUGUCUUUCUUUCCCCUCAACCUUGGAACAGUGUGGAGUUGAGUUGUUUCCACAAAUUCAGAUGUUUCCAGGUUUAGGUGUUGCUACUGUGCUGAAGGUAGUAAAUGGCAUAUAUAUUGGUACAAUGCAGAGUAUGAAGAGGAAUGUGUAGGGGAGUCUAUUCCUGGAUGCUGAUUGGUUUAAACCGCAUUCCAGCCGGUAUCUAUUCCACAAGUUACCACCGGCUAAAUCUGAUGUUGACAUGCCUAUUUACUUUCCUCCAUCUGACUACGCAAUCCACUGUUUCAUCAUAGUAUCGUUUUCACAAUAUCUCUAUAUUAUUGUUGUGCUAGUUGUCUGUCCCUGCACCAAAACUCCUGUAUUUUUCCUUCAUAGCUUGUUCUCCAUCUUCUUUUUAAAUACGAAGCCAAUUAGUUUUCAGCACUUUUAUUUCCCCGACUGAUUAAAACUAGUUUUCUCACGUCUCUCUCUUGUCCCUCUGCAGCAGACAUAUAGUGAGCAAUAUGUUUGGAACAUAGAAUCCCAAUAAAAUCACAGUAUCGACUCGCAAUACAUUUAGAAUCGUGAGAAUUGCAAUACAUAUGGUAUCGGCACCUAAGUGUGGUGUUGUGAGGUCCCUGGUCAUUCCCAGCCCUAGAGAGGAGGCACACUGGUUCCUAAAUUCAGACUCACAUUUUAUGUUUAAGCAAUAAGGCACGAGGGGGUGUGGUAUAUGGCCAAUAUACCACGGCAAACGGAUGUUCUUAAGCAUAACACAACGCUGAGUGCCUGGACACAGCCCUUAGCCGUGGUAUAUUGGCCAUAUAUCACAAACCCCCCGAGGUACCUUAUUGCUAUUAUAAACUGGUUACCAACGUAAUUAGAGCAGUAAAAAUACAUGUUUUGUCAUACCUGUGGUAUACGGUCUGAUAUACCCCGGCUGUCAGCCAAUCAGCAUCUAGGACUCGAACCACCCAGUUUUAUAAUGACAUAUAUCCUAUGUAGGCCGAUACACAUUAUAGACACGAGAGUAUGUUGUCUGGGGCACAGCGUAGUGUGCUGGGUUAUGGGUCACAGUGGCGAGAGCUGCUAGGUUCAUAGUCCUGUUGGACUGCGAUACAGGACAACACUGUGGAGAGCGCUGGGUGUGCCUGGUGGAUAUUAUUUUCAUAUCAGGAUCCAUGCCUGCCACAUGAACACUCCUUUCCAACAUCUGGUCGUCUCUUUGACCUUCGGUGUGCUGCCGUCUCUGAUUGGCCGCAUUUAAGCAUCAAAGGAGCUUUUUGUGGUGCGCGACCCCCGUGGAUGUACGUCCAGCGCUGCUCUUACACGACGUAACACAGACAUAACGCUUGUGGUCACUGUUGUGGUGCGCGACCCCGUGGAUGUACGUCCAGCGCUGCUCUUACACGACGUAACACAGACAUAACGCUUGUGGACACUGCUUUGGCCUUUAGAUGGAGAUUUUCUAAGGGUUCUGUCUCUACCUUCGGAGUACUUUCUUUUUGACAGGAAGAUAAUUUAUGCCUAUUUAUAUGAUUAAAGCCGUGUAAAAGACCGUAAUAAAUCCAUGUGUCCUCCUGUCUCUUUGGUUUUUAUAAUCAUUUAGUUUGUCCCCUAAGGCCUAGCUAGUCUUUAAGUGUGUUUUUUUGGCAAAAGAAUGUCUGGUCAGGUGGGAUUCCAAUGUGAGGUAUUGCCAGGGCUGUACCAUGUGGACAAAUAUGAUAGGCCUGUAUGGAAUGAUAUGGAUAUUGCACACAUCUAUAUUACUACAGAGAUAAAUGCACAAUAACAAAUGGCCCAGUCUUAGGUGUUCAUGUUUGACAUAUAUAUAUUUUUUUACAUUUAAAUUAAAAAGUAAUCACACAAGUGUGUUUCUUUCAUCCAGAUUAGGCCGCCCACCUUCCAGGGACACCUGCAGCGUGUCACAACACUGAUUGAGACAGAGAAGCAAUAGGCAGGACGCUAGCCGAGAUGAUUGCAGAAUAACACAGUGUCCUUAUUUCAGCUGUUUCUCCUGGGGGUCGAUGUCUGUUUAACAGCUGAGCUGUAAGCUGUUAUUUCUCUCGUAACACUUUAUUAUUUGAAGGAACACAUUCUACCCAGAGGUAAUCUCUUUCCCUAUUGCACAGAGCCGUCGCCGGGGCUGUAUAAUCCCGCCCUGCCAUGCUGAAACAGGAUUAGCUCUCAGAGUCUCUGUUUAGCACUGUGUGGGAUUGGGUUGGGAGAAGACCAGGCAGUCACAGGCACUUGAGGCGUGCCUCUGAAGACAUUCUUUGUGUUUGAUGGAGUCUCCGGUCUCCACGCCCGCCACUCCACCCCUCCAUGUCAUGGCGCCGGUGGGCAACAGCAAUGACAGCAUCGCCUCACCCUGUGAGCAGAUCAUGGUGCGCACACGCUCAGUGGCGUCCAACACCACAGACAUGGCCUUGGCCACGGAGCCCGAGUGCCUUGGGCCCUGCGAGCCCGGGACCAGCGUCAACCUGGAAGGCAUCGUCUGGCAGGAGACCGAGGACGGCAUGCUGGUAGUGAACGUGACCUGGAGAAACAAGACCUAUGUCGGCACCCUCCUGGACUGCACCAGACACAACUGGGCCCCGCCAAGGUUCUGUGAGUCCCCCACCAGUGACUUGGAGAUGAGGAACGGCCGGGGCCGGGGCAAGAGGAUGAGGCCUAACGGAAACACGCCCGUCAACGAGAACAGCAACUCGUCGGACAACAAGGGCAGCGGCACCAGCAAGACUCGCGCCGCCAACAGCAGCAGCAAGGGCCGGCGGGGCACGCCGCCCAACAGCAACACAGAAGACGUCAAAGUCAGCCCUUCGUCGACUAACAAGCGCAAGAACAAGCCAGCCUCAGACAUGGAGCCCAACUCCAGCUCAGAGGACACCAAGGGCAGCAAACGCACGCGCACCAACUCCAACAGCGGCCCUGGAGGAGUGCCCCAGCCGCCUCACGCCGUCCUCCCUGGAGGAGUACCCCAGCCGCCUCACGCCGUCCUCCCUGGCAAGCCCAGCAUAAAGAUGGAGACACUGCCCCCGCAGCAACUCGACCGCAACUGCCCUUCGCCAGUGCUCAUUGACUGCCCGCACCCCAACUGCAACAAGAAGUACAAGCACAUUAAUGGCCUCAAGUACCACCAGGCCCGUGCCCACAAUGAUGAUGACAUCAAGCUGGACAUGGAUGGGGACAGUGAGUACGGGGAGGACUCUACGCUCCACCCCGAUCCGAGCAGCUGCAAUGGGGCCUCCAUCUCUCAAAAGGGCUGCUUGUCACCGGCCCGCUCAGUCACGCCCAAGGGUAGGGGCUUUGAGGCCCAGACUCCGUCGCCCUCCUCGGGUAAGUUUGGCUCCAAGCAAGGUAAAAAGAAGCCCUGCGAGGUCGAUCUAGAGGCAGGGGGCAUGCCCAUGGAUGGCUGUGAGGACGGGCCCUGCCUAACGGACGAGGCCAGCAACGACGGCAUGGAUGACAAGAAGGACAAGGCCAAGAAGACGGGUAGCGGCUCCAAGGCAGACAAGCUGGCCCAGAAGGGCAUGAAGUCAACGCGGCCCAUCGCCCCGACCAUACCACCUCAGCAGCUCUACUCCCUACAGACGGCAGGAGGCUUCCCUGCAGCCAGCCCUGGCUCCACCCCUGCCAUUGGUUCAGCAGUUCAGUCUAUCCCCAAGAGCCCUCAGCUGAAAGCGAUCCAGUCCAAGCCCUUGGCACUGGGAGACCCCUCGCCUGUGAACCCAGCGCUGAGCGGCUCCAAGGACAAGAAGAAGAAAGACAAGAAGAAGAAGGAGGCAGGAAAGGAGGGAGAUAGCCCCAAAGGGAAAGGGGGAAAGCCAGAGGAGGGCAAGAGCCCGUACUCUGAAUCUUCGGACCCGGGGAGCAAAGGCGACGGGCUGCUGAACGGCUCAUCAGACCCCCACCAGAGCCGGUUGGCCAGCAUCAAGGCCGAGGCGGACAAGAUAUACAGCUUCACCGACAACGCUCCCAGUCCCUCCAUCGGUGUGGCCAGCAGGAUAGAGGCUGGAGGCAUGGCCCAGCCCCUCACCCCACUCCAUGUGGUCACACAAAACGGAGCUGACAACUCCUCGGUGAAGACCAACAGCCCGGCCUACUCUGACAUCUCGGACGCGGGCGAGGACGGCGAGGGCCGGGUGGAGGGUGUCAAAGGAGUCAAGUCUGAGGAGCAGGCCACCCGAGAGGGGGCCAAGAAGGCCCUGUUCCCCACCCAAACAGCCAGCAAGGAGUCCCCCUACUAUCCCGGCUACGAGAAUUACUACUCCCCAAACUACGCCAACCCUAACCCUAGCCCGGGGGUGUCGGCCACGGGGGCCACGCAACAGGAGGGGGCCCAGGUCAAGGUGAAAAAAGAGGAGCAGGAGGAGCGUAAGGUCAAGCAGGAGCAGCAGGAGGAGCGUAAGGUCAAGCAGGAGCAGCAGGAGGAGCGUAAGACCGAGAUGGGUGCCUCUGGACCGGGGCAACAGCAGCAACAGGCCUCGGUCAUCCAGCAGCGCUCCAACAUGUAUAUGCAGCCUCUCUACUACAACCAGUAUGCCUACGUUCCCCCGUACGCCUACCACCCGGACCAGGCCUACCACAACCACCUGCUGAACACCAACCCGGCCUACCGGCAGCAGUACGAUGAGCGGCAGAGGCAGGUCGUAGCCGAGCAGCACCGCGCCGCCGAGAAGAAAUCAGACGCUGCGGGAAAGGAGCGAGAGCGAGAGGGCUCCUCAGGGAAGGAGCGUGGUGAGGAAUGGAAGCAGAAGGCUUUGGUGCCCCCCACCCUCUCCAAGGUUCCCAGUGUCACAGACCUGGGCAAAGGUGGGCUGCCCCAGGGCAAGCCGCCCAAAGAGCCCUCGUCCUCCUCGGAGCAGACCAAGUCAUCGGUCAUCAUGCCCAAGGGGGAGGACGCCAAGGCGCCGGCACAUCAGGCUGAGGGGCUGAAGAUGAAGCUGAGUGAAGGAGGGCACCACGGGAAGGGGGAUGAACCCAAGGCGGGCAUGGAGUCCGGCAGGCCCUCGGCCAUGGAACAGGCCAUGUGGUACAGACAGGAGCCUGACUCGCGGCUGUGGCCUUACCUCUACCCCAGCAAAUACCCUGAGGCCCAGAAACCACAGGACGUGGAGCGCCACAGGGAAAGAGACAGAGACCGAGGAGAGCGGGACAGAGACCGAAAGGGCAAGGAGGGCAGGGACGAGAGGGCUCGGCCCAAAGACGUCACCCCAAAGGAGGAGAGCAAAGAGGGGGUUGAGCCCCGGUUGUCUUUGGCCUUGGAGGAACACCGGGGGGUAGGAAAGGACCCAAGGGCCACCGCUGGCCACAUGCAGUUCUCCUCUCCCAUGGCCCAGCACCAAGGCUACAUGCCUUACAUGCAUGGAGCCUACGCCUACGGCCAGGGCUAUGACCCCAGCCACCCGGGCUACCGCGGGCUGCCAUCAGUCAUGAUGCAGAACUACCCUGGGUCCUACUACUCAUUCUAUGGCAGUAAGAUGGGGCCGGGCGAGGAAGGCGGCGAGAAGGCGGCGCGCGCCAGCCCCGCGGUCGGUGGCAAGUCGUCCUCCGAGGCCAAGGCCCUGGACAUCCUUCACCAGCACGCCAGCCAGUACAAGAGCAAGUCGCCCACGGUCGGCGAGAAGACCUCCUCGCAUGAAAGGGAACGGGAGCGCGCUGUGGCCGAGCGAGACAUGGACCGGCCGCGUUCCUCUCCCUCACAGCGCAUCAUGCCUUCCCAUCACCACCUGGGCUACCCGCUGCUCUCGGGGCAGUACGACCUGUCCUACGCCACAGGUCUCUCUUCAUCAGCCAUAGUUGCCAGUCAACAAGCCUCCUCCCCCUCCAUGUACCCCCCUGCACGGAGAUGAGAAUGGGAGACCUGAUUGGCUGACCUCGACCUUGCUUGGAGCCAUGUGACUGGAUCACACGAAGAAGCCUGCUGCAGAGCUCAUUUUAAGACAUCAGUUCAAUGGUGUUUGGUGUAUUUUUUUUAGUUUCUGCCUGGUUGUUCCGGCUGUUCUGCUUCCUCCUCCCUCCGCUAGUGGGGUGGCCACCCUACGGCAGGGCUUCCCGUGGCUGGCUUGAGGGCUCGCCGAGCCCCCUCCUCUGUCCGGCCAGCCUGUCACUCCUUUGCACCACUCACGUGAUGGACUAAAAGGUCUGAGGGACGGCCUGACGAGGCUGACGCGUUCUGAUGGAGUGAGGCCUUAUCACACGGACGGGCCAUAUUGGAAGUGGAGAGUGUAGAUGGGAGAGGGGUUCAAUCAGAAACAUACUGGAUUAAGUUUGGAAUCACUACAUAGAGAUAUGGACCUAUUGGAUUGAUGGCUGACCCUGAGCCUGAGCGUGAUAGGGUUGCAGCUUGACUUCUGGGUUCUUUCAUCCAUCCACCAAACUACCCACUGACCCGGAGAACAUUUUGAGACAUUCAUUGCAUUGCAAUGGACCCAUGUUUUUCCCCCUUCUGUUAUUUUUUUGGUGGGGGGGUCGUUGUUUGGGCCAGAGGAGGGGUGACUGAAAGGGGAGCGACUGGUUUUCGUUGUCUCCGUCCCUCUCCAACACUCUGGGCUUUCUAUGCAAGCCGAAGCUGCUCUUCUCCUUAUACUGACAGAGACAGCCCUCCUCUUCCUCGGUUCAGUUUCAGGGGAGGAAACAUUCAAGUUCAGGCUCUGUUGAAUCUGUAGUUGUUUGUGUGAAAAGUUAUCAAUCGCCAACUUGAGUUCAUUCAGAGUCAAACUAUCCGUGUUUGUUUUUUUGUUGCUUUUUAUUUGUACACGGCUUUUUAUUUGUACACGGCUUUUUAUUUGUACACGGCUUUUUAUUUGUACACGGCUUUUUAUUUGUACACGGCUUUUUAUUUUUGUGCUUUUUAUUUUUGUGACAUGAAUAGUCUCAUCACUAUUCAUGUUUUUGUAUUAUUUUAGCAGUUUAUUUGAUUUGUUUUUCUUUGUGUGUCUUGUUGGCUUGACGGCUGUGUUUCCAUCUCACUCUGACCCAGUGGUAAAACAAACUCCUUUGGCUGUUUGUGUCUGUGUUGAACACUUCUGGCCUUUCUGUGGUGGCGGUGACAGCUGUCUCCUCGUUUCCUUUCCCAAAGGGUCAUCCAGUUUACAAAGUAGCUCCAAUGCAUCUGCUCCAGCUCCCAGCUCCUCAGCAAGGACCCCGGCUUAAAGGGAGAGGAUAUAUUUGUGCCUGGAGGUACUUUGGCUUAGAGAGAAGAGGAACGGAGAGGAGCAGGGAUGUACCAUCCUGGUGCUCUUCGAGCUCUGUGACCCGGCAGGUUGCGCUAAUCAGAGGAGCUGUCUGGACUCUUCAGAUGCUACCUCUAGUUCCAUCCAUCUUCACUGGGCUCUGCAGAGGGGGAGAGGGGUUCUCCGACAGGCAGACAGGCAGACAGGCAGACAGGCAGACAGACAGGCAGACAGACAGACAGGCAGACAGACAGACAGACAGACAGACAGACAGGCAGCCCAGGUCGUAAAGUGCACAAGGCUUUUGUUUUGUCUGUUUGUGCACACUGUCUGGGACCUACAUGGCUAUAUGAGAACGGUCUGCAAGCCACAGUCUGGCAGUCGCUGCUGCUAGUCUCUCACCAAACUGCAUCAUGGGUUAUCUGCAGUCCUCCCUCAUCAAUGGACAUGUAAGAACACAAAGGGAAACUCUCUCUAGAGCUGUCAGUGGAUGCUCAGUAGAUAUGACUGCUGCACUCACUCUCCCUCUGUCCUGUAGUGAUGGAGAGACAGGCAGCUCUCUCCCUCUGUCCUGUAGUGAUGGAGAGACAGGCAGCUCUCUCCCUCUGUCCUGUAGUGAUGGAGAGACAGGCAGCUCUCUCCCUCUGUCCUGUAGUGAUGGAGAGACAGGCAGCUCUCUCCCUCUGUCCUGUAGUGAUGGAGAGACAGGCAGCUCUCUCCCUCUGUCCUGUAGUGAUGGAGAGACAGGCAGCUCUCUCCCUCUGUCCUGUAGUGAUGGAGAGACAGGCAGCUCUCUCCCUCUGGCCUGUAGUGAUGGAGAGACAGGCAGCUCUCUCCCUCUGUCCUGUAGUGAUGGAGAGACAGGCAGCUCUCUCCCUCUGUCCUGUAGUGAUGGAGAGACAGGCAGCUCUCUCCCUCUGUCCUGUAGUGAUGGAGAGACAGGCAGCUCUCUCCCUCUGGCCUGUAGUGAUGGAGAGACAGGCAGCUCUCUCCCUCUGGCCUGUAGUGAUGGAGAGACAGGCAGCUCUCUCCCUCUGUCCUGUAGUGAUGGAGAGACAGGCAGCUCUCUCCCUCUGUCCUGUAGUGAUGGAGAGACAGGCAGCUCUCUCCCUCUGUCCUGUAGUGAUGGAGAGACAGGCAGCUCUCUCCCUCUGGCCUGUAGUGAUGGAGAGACAGGCAGCUCUCUCCCUCUGUCCUGUAGUGAUGGAGAGACAGGCAGCUCUCUCCCUCUGUCCUGUAGUGAUGGAGAGACAGGCAGCUCUCUCCCUCUGUUCUGGCCUGUAGUGAUGGAGAGACAGGCAGCUCUCUCCCUCUGGCCUGUAGUGAUGGAGAGACAGGCAGCUCUCUCCCUCUGGCCUGUAGUGAUGGAGAGACAGGCAGCUCUCUCCCUCUGGCCUGUAGUGAUGGAGAGACAGGCAGCUCUCUCCCUCUGUUCUGGCCUGUAGUGAUGGAGAGACAGGCAGCUCUCUCCCUCUGUUCUGGCCUGUAGUGAUGGAGAGACAGGCAGCUCUCUCCCUCUGUCCUGUAGUGAUGGAGAGACGGGCAGCUCUCUCCCUCUGUCCUGUAGUGAUGGAGAGACGGGCAGCUCUCUCCCUCUGUUCUGCCCUGUAGUGAUGGAGAGACGGGCAGCUCUCUCCCUCUGUUCUGGCCUGUAGUGAUGGAGAGACAGGCAGCUCUCUCCCUCUGUUCUGGCCUGUAGUGAUGGAGAGACGGGCAGCUCUCUCCCUCUGUCCUGUAGUGAUGGAGAGACGGGCAGCUCUCUCCCUCUGUCCUGUAGUGAUGGAGAGACGGGCAGCUCUCUCCCUCUGUCCUGUAGUGAUGGAGAGACGGGCAGCUCUCUCCCUCUGUUCUGCCCUGUAGUGAUGGAGAGACGGGCAGCUCUCUCCCUCUGUUCUGCCCUGUAGUGAUGGAGAGAUGGGCAGCUCUCUCCUGUAAUAUUUAUUCAAGGACUUCUAGUUGUGGAGUGCUGUGUUACUGGGAGUUGGCACAUGCCCCUGUUAAUGUUUUGGUGAAUGAGAGCAAUUGCAAAAUGGAGUCUCCUGUAGGCCCAGCUCCUCUCACCUUCCUCUCCUUUCCAACUCUGUCUGUCUUGUCUGUCUGUGUGUGGCUGCAUGGUGGAAACAUUACCCCGCACAAUGUCCUUCCUAGUGGAUCAAGUCAGAUGCACAUUUGCUUUGGGACACUGUUCCCAUCCCCGCCCUCUUACUGUGCUUUCUGUUUAUAGUGUACAGAGGAAUUAUUUUUUCAAAGGUUGUUGGACGCUAUCGGAAAAUGUCCUAUGCUUUCUGUCUUGUUAGCCUUCUUCCCCCCUUUCCGUUGAUAUGAUAAACUGUGGACUCCACCCCUUCAGUAGCCUCUGUUUCUAUUGACCCCUCCACCAGUAGUAUCCCCUCUCCUGAAGCCUAUGAUGCCAUUUUAGUCCCUCGUCGCACACAUUCCCAAGCCGCCCCGACCACCCUCAAGAAAACAAGUCACAUUUCAACCAUGUCGUUUUAACCCUCAUUUGUUGCUCUUGUUUUUUUUGUUUUUGGGUUCCAUGAGAUACUGCUCAUGAAUGCUUUGUAUUGUUAUUACUACCUGCCGGGAUAGACAAAGGCUGAGGGCCGGGCUGAGGGCAGAGCAGCUGUGCACAGAGGAGUGAUAGAGAGGUAGAACUCAGCAGAUUCUCCCACUGCGUCCUCCCACUAAUCCUGCCGCCGCACAGCGCCCACUCAACCGCUUGUCUGUAAAUCAGUAAAUCUGAUUCGCCGUGAUGCUUUCCUUGCCCUUCGUGGAUCUGGCGUGCUUGGUAGAGCAGCACAGGAAAUCUGAACUAAUAAAUUCAAUUUUUUUUGUGUGUGUGUGUUUUAUACAUAAAUGUGAUUUAGCGAAGCCGAGGGGAAUUAGACGUUUGUUGUGGCAGCGGCGGUUAAACAGACCUCAAAGCCACUGAAGUGGCGUUUUAUUCACCAAGAGAGCAGGCGAAUGCUAUCAUGAACAAUUAAAUAGUCCAUGCUCAGAGCACUGCCCCCUGUGAGAGUCCAUUCAUUCCAGUAAUACUCUAAUAGUUCUCCUAAUCAGACACGUUCCAGUUCAAUUCCCUGCUAAACACUAAUAUAAGAGGCCUGUAGGAUCCACAACGAUCCAGUCACUAGAAAAGGGGAUCUCCAUUCAAGUCAAUGUUCAAUGACGGCUGGAACGCCAUUCUAUUGCUUCUAUUUCUAUGGUAGGCUCAUCAAGGUUGACUUUGGUUCUGUCCUGUAGUGAUGUCAGUUCAUAUGUUACUGGUGUGUGAAUGUUGUUGACAGGUGACCUGGUUGAUAGGCCCUACUCUCACCACAAUAUUGUUGAUGCUCAGCCGUGAUUGGAUGCUGGCACAGAUUUUAAUUUUUUUCCCCCCUGUCCUUUUCUCUGAAGUAGAGGGUUUAUGUUUUGUUUGGAAAUAUGUCUUGUCAUACAAUGGGAGAAGAGCCAGUGUUUAAAAAAAAUAAAAAAUGCUUUUAACACGUUCUGUAUGGAGUGAGAUGGUAGGUGAGGUUAGAACCAGAUUAUAUAUUAAUAGUCAUUUAACGGGUCUGUUAAACCACAACCUCUGCUGAUGAAAAGUUUUUUUAUUUUUUAAAUGAUAAGCGGAAAAAAGCGCUUGAUACAUUUUUUUUGAGGAUCGAGUUUGGGGAUUUUUUUGUUUUUUUUUAAUACAGAGAAAUGGGUUAAUGACCAUACUCCCACGGCAGCUGUUGUUGAGGUGUUGUCUCACUGUGCUUGGGUAGUCUGUCAUUCCUUGUGUUACUCACGCCGCGGGAGGACGAAAUGUUCCUGUUGGAUUUCCUUUUCCUGUUUCUUUAUUCAUAACCCCGCCCCCUAAACCCACGUCCACAGAGCAGUGGCUCGGUAUCAGUCAUCGGUAUCAGUCAUCGGUAUCAGUCAUCGGUAUCAGUCAUCGGUACUUGAAAGAAAGAUGUUUACAGCUUUUUUUAUUGCUAUGUUUUGUUUUGGUUCAUCCCCCUCUUUGCCCCCAAGUGUUUCUCUCUUAUGUAAAGUGUACAUUGCCACAUGUCUUUUUUUAUACAAUACUGUAACUUGCCUUUGUACAUUUAGGCAAAAAAUAAAUCUUUUUAUGAGACAAUCA